AUGCGUGCCUUCAUCGUCCUGUGCCUUGUGGCUGUUGCCUGCGCCGACAAACUUGGCUACAACUAUCAACCCGUUGGACACUCCAACUCAGGAUUGUCUUUUGCACCUGGUAAUGGCAACCUGGGAGGACUAGGACCUGGUGACGGCUCGCUUGUUGGCCAGGGCACUGACUCCAUAGGAAGACUUGGUGGCGGUGACGGAGUUAACGGUAUUAUUGGUGGCGAUAACUUGCGUGGUCUUUCCAGUGGUUUCCCUGGUGGCCUGACCAGCGAAUCUCGUGAAGCGCCAGUCUCCUACAACGCCCCUGCCCCAGCUGCUGAAUUGGAAAAGGAAUUCUUCACCUUCACCGCCAACGAACAGGACUUCGAUGAGCCACAAUCUUUGGAGAAGGUGUCCAGCGCAUUGAACAAGGCUCUGCGUGUUGUCUUCAUCAAGGGACCCGAGAACCGUGGCUUGGAGAACGCUGCUCUGGCUCUGGCCAAACAGGCUGCCCAGCAGGAGACCGCCAUCUAUGUCCUGAACAAGCAGGCCGAUAUCGGAGAUCUGGCCAACAAACUGAACGCCAUCCGCAGCAACACCAACAACAAGCCCGAGGUGCACUUCGUCAAGUACCGCACUCCCGAGGAUGCUGCCAAUGCUCAGCGUGCCAUCCAAGGACAAUACGAUCAGCUGGGUGGUGCUUCAUCUACCCAGGAUGGAGGUGUUGCAAGCGCUCUCAACUUUGCCUCUCAGGCACAAGCUCCCGUUAGGGAAAAUGUUGGCGAAGCUACGGCUCCUGGUCCCAGCUACUUGCCCGCCAAUAUCUUACGUCGCCUUCGUUUCUAA
This is a messenger RNA of Drosophila innubila, 825 nucleotides long. RefSeq lists its product as uncharacterized. Lineage: Eukaryota; Metazoa; Arthropoda; Insecta; Diptera; Drosophilidae. The transcript has a single exon. Bases 1 to 825 code for a protein of 274 amino acids. The record is from RefSeq and is a predicted model, not a curated record.